This is a messenger RNA of Mangifera indica (mango), 1059 nucleotides long. Its product is annotated as pyrrolidone-carboxylate peptidase-like. The coding region runs from base 177 to 836 and encodes 219 amino acids. Gene Ontology annotation, biological process: proteolysis. Gene Ontology annotation, molecular function: pyroglutamyl-peptidase activity. The transcript is spliced from 5 exons. Gene Ontology annotation, cellular component: cytosol. The record is from RefSeq and is a predicted model, not a curated record. NCBI's taxonomy places the organism in Eukaryota, Viridiplantae, Streptophyta, Magnoliopsida, Sapindales, Anacardiaceae.
AUUUAACUUUUUCCCCCCUUCUCUGUCAAUCAAAUCCUAUAGGAAUCUUUAUCAAUUUAGUCUUGUGUUAAAUCAGUAAGAUAAGACUGGUUGUUGAGUCAUCUCUCUGAAUUUUUUGUUGUUAAAUUUAUCUUCAAAUAUCUCUUCCUUAUUGUUCAUUAUUUUCCAGGCAGAUAAUGGGGUCCGAGGGGCCACCAGUAGUGACCAUACAUGUGACAGGGUUUAAGAAAUUUCAUGGAGUUUCUGAGAAUCCGACUGAGACAAUUGUUAGUAAUUUGAAAGAAUAUAUGAAGAAGAAGGGUAUGCCGAAGGGCUGUAUUCUUGGUAGUUGCAAUGUUCUUGAGACUGCAGGACAGGGAGCACUUGCUCUGCUAUAUCAGACAUUGCAGUCUGCCAUAAGCGGUGAGGAUUCUGACUCAUCAAAUUCCAGAAGAAUUAUCUGGCUUCACUUUGGUGUCAACAGUGGUGCAACAAGAUUUGCAAUUGAGCAACAAGCUUAUAAUGAAGCUACUUUCCGAUGUCCUGAUGAGAUGGGAUGGAAACCUCAGAAAGUACCCAUUGUUCCCUCAGAUGGUGAAAUAACACGAGUGCGAGAGACUACUUUACCUGUUAAGGAGAUUACAAAGACCUUGGCGAAGAAUGGUUAUGAGGUGAUUACUUCUGAUGAUGCAGGCCGAUUUGUAUGCAAUUAUGUUUACUAUCAUUCCCUUCGGUUUGCAGAGCAGAAUGGAACGAAAUCACUCUUUGUUCAUGUGCCUCUCUUCUUAACCAUCGAUGAGGAGACCCAAAUACAGUUUGCAGCUUCCUUGUUGGAGGUACUUGCUUCUCUGUAUUAGUGAAACCUUUUUAUCACCCACCCCCAUCUUGAUGCCCGGGAAUUCAUAUGCUUUGUGUAUUGUUACUGAAAUGCCUUAAUAAACAGAGAUCAGUGGUUUGUCAAUGAAAAUGAAAUGUAUUUUUGGCACUUGUUUCUUCUUUAAUGUUUUUUGGAAGGUUUCGACAGUGAUCUUGAAAUUUUUGUUAAUAUUCAAUUAAAUUUCAAGUUUGUUUGCGGUUGCU